Messenger RNA from Opisthorchis viverrini, 240 nucleotides. RefSeq lists its product as hypothetical. The transcript is spliced from 2 exons. Lineage: Eukaryota; Metazoa; Platyhelminthes; Trematoda; Opisthorchiida; Opisthorchiidae. Bases 1 to 240 code for a protein of 79 amino acids. The record is from RefSeq and is a predicted model, not a curated record. Gene Ontology annotation, molecular function: calcium ion binding.
AUGAAGCAGGAGACGUUGCAUCGAGGCUUGCUGAAGCUGUUUUCUAUAGUGGACUUGGAUGGUGACAACCGUGUUUCCUACAACGAAUUGAACCUUGGUUUCGAAAGAUUUGGUUUUACUGAAAGGCAAAUAAAGGGCGGGAAAAAAGAUAAAAACACAGACGGGCCUAGUGGAUAUGAUGUUGUAACAGACAGGAGGUCUUGUCUGAUUGUUCCGACAAUGAAGCGCGUUCCGAAAUGA